Gossypium raimondii (Peruvian cotton) is the source of this 3232-nucleotide messenger RNA. RefSeq lists its product as uncharacterized. The transcript has 6 exons. The record is from RefSeq and is a predicted model, not a curated record. Gene Ontology annotation, molecular function: ATP binding; protein binding; protein kinase activity. Gene Ontology annotation, biological process: protein phosphorylation. NCBI's taxonomy places the organism in Eukaryota, Viridiplantae, Streptophyta, Magnoliopsida, Malvales, Malvaceae. Bases 83 to 2482 code for a protein of 799 amino acids.
CAAAGUGAAACGACGUGUUUUAUGGGAGGGUACAGCGUUUUAAGAAGACGAAACUUCUUUCUUUUUUCUCUGCCCGGCGGCGAUGGAGUCGCAGGAUUUACCGGAAUGUCCGGUCUGUUUGCAACCGUACGACGGCGAGUGCACGAUCCCGCGUGUGCUCGCGUGUGGCCACACGGUGUGCGAGUCAUGCCUAUUGAACCUCCCUAAGAAACUCCCGGGAGCAAUCCGAUGCCCCGCGUGUACGGUGCUCGUCAAGUACCCACCGGAGGGCCCCACGACUCUCCCCAAAAACAUCGACCUCCUUAGACUAAUCCCCGGCGGCUCUGAAAAUCCCCGAAAACCCGUCUACAAAUGCAAAAAUGUCUCCAAUCUCCCUUUCCUCCCUCGCUCUUGGUCCGACGAGUUUUAUUCCAACUGGAAAAGCUACCUUCUCCGUGACGAUACCGUUGAGAGAGACCAAGUGAGCCUUUUGCCUGUUGGGUCUUUUUCAAGUGGCGGGGAGGAUGGUUCUUUGUUUAAGGCUGGAUAUCUCGUGAGAGUUAUGGAUUGUUUGCGUGAAAUGAAAGAAGAGGAAAGAGGGGAGUUGGGUUUAGUUUUAAGAGCUUUUACUAAGCAAAAUUGUAGAAUUUGUAGAGUUUUGGGUCUGUGGGGUGACCUUGGGGACGGGGUUUUGUAUUUAGCGAGUGAGAAGCAAAAAAGGGGGAACUUUUUGGACAAGAACUUGGGGUGUUUUGAGAAAGAAGGGGUUUUUAAUUUUGCACUGAUGGGUAUGGAAAUGUGUGAGGCAGUCAUUUCUUUACAUAAAGAAGGGUUGAUUGCUGGUUGCUUAAGCUUUUCUUGCUUUCAGUUGGAUGAUUUUGGGCAUAUAUAUCUUGAUUUGAUUGAGGUGUUAUUGACUGGUAGGGGAAUUCAAGAUGUUGUUGCAAAUGUUGGAUUUAGUGGGAAAAAGAUUGGUGAUGGAGAAAUCCGUAUGUUGUUUAAAGAUUUGUUGAAAAGGGAUGUGUUUGUUUGCCCUGAGGUGUUGCUUAAGCUGUUAGAGAAAGAGGGUACUGGGGUAGAGUGUUGUAGCUUGAAAUAUCCAAUAAGAUAUAGCUCGGAUGCUUGGUUGUUAAGUUGUAUUCUUCUUAGGAUUGUCAAUGGGGAUGUCUUUAGUGAUGAGUGGGUUGAAUAUAUGUGCCAUAUUAUUGUGAAAGGAAGUGAAAAUAGUGAAAUAGAUUGUUCAAGUGUCUAUACAAGUUCGAUGGAGAAAGUGAGUUCUUUAUUGGGAACUAAAUUUGGUGCCGAAUGUGUGUCUUUGCAGCAGAUUCUAUGUAAAUGCUUGGAUCUUGAUCCUGAGAGUCGUUCACUUGUUGUUGAUGUGUGGAAAUGUAUUAGGGAGCUAGUUAUUAGACCUCAGUUUGAUAAAAUGGUGAAAUUGGAUGGUGCAAGUUAUGAUGAGAAUGGAGGUCGAUGUAUGGGUGUCGGGAAAUUGUGUCUGUUGUCCAGGGAAAGAACGGAAACACAGGAAAAAGAUGAGUUACAAGGAAAAGAAGCAAAUGGUGCAACAGACAUGGUUAAUGGUCUUACAGAGGGCAGAAUUAAAUGGAAAGAUUUGCAAGGCCAUCUUGAUUGUGUUACUGGAUUAGCUGUAGGAGGGGGUUAUCUGUUUAGCUCCUCCUUCGAUAAAUCAGUCAAAGUAUGGUCCCUGCAGGAUUACUCUCAUGUGCAUACGUUCAGAGGUCAUGAGCAUAAGGUAAUGGCUGUUGUCUGUGUGGAUGAAGAACAGCCAUUAUGCAUUAGUGGCGAUAGUGGAGGUGGCAUAUUUUUAUGGAGCAUUAAUAUCCCUUUCGGACAAGAGCCGUUAAAGAAAUGGUACGAGGAAAAGGAUUGGCGCUAUAGCGGAAUCCAUGCUUUGGCAGUUUCAGAAAAUGGCUAUUUAUACACUGGAAGUGGAGAUAAAUUGAUUAAAGAAUGGUCAUUGCGGGAUGGCACCCUGUCAGGCACUAUGACUGGCCAUAAAUCGGUAGUUUCUGCCAUAGCGGUGAAUAAUGGAGUUCUUUACAGCGGGAGUUGGGAUGGAACUGUGCGAUUAUGGAGUCUAAGUGAUCAUAGUCUUUUGACUGUUUUAGGGGAAGACAUGCCAAGAGCUGUGUCCACUGUUCUGUCCCUUGCAGCUGACCAGCAUACACUUAUUGCUACUUAUGAAAAUGGCUCUGUGAAGAUCUGGAGGCAUGAUGUGCUUAGGAAAUCGAUGCAAAUACACAAUGGUGCCAUUUUCACUGUUAGCUUGGAUGGGAAAUGGCUUUUUACAGGAAGUUGGGACAGAACCAUCAAGGCACAGGAACUAGCAGGAGAUGAUGUUGAAGUAGAUGUUCGACAUAUUGGAUCGAUUCCUUGUGAUUCUGUUAUAACAGCUUUAUCAUACUCAGAAGGGAAGCUUUUUGUCGGUUUUGGUGAUCGGACCGUUAAGGUAUGUUCCAUACCUUUUUGUAGUUUUUCAUGAGAAUUUGCUCCUUUUAUGUCAUUUCUCACGAGGUAACAAUCCGAUAUGUAUUUUACACAAAUAAUCACUUUAUUCUUUGUUUGCCUGGCAUUUGUUAUAGUUGACAUCACAUACAUUUUUUCAUUUGAUAACUUUUUAUUUUAUUUUAUUUUAUUUUGAUUCUUUCAAUUCGACAGAGAAUUCCUGUGUUUCCCUUGCCAGGCUUUAAGACCUCGGCAUGUUGAUGAUAACCAACAACGAAAACAAGAUUUGCUAUUCUUUAUCUGUUUGUCUUUCGUUUUAUGUUUUCAGUUUCCUACCAACCAUGGAUGAACUGCUCAAUCAGUUAACACUGAUAUCAACUUGCAGGUAUACUAUCAUGGGAAGUGAUCAAAGCCUCAUUGGCUUGCAUUUCUAGGACCCCCAAGGUUUUGAUGGAGUGGGAUACGACAGGCAACGAGUUGGUGACCUUUGUACAGAAAAUAUACCAAUACAUGUAUACAGGGGGUGAGUAGUGUGAAGUGUCCAUACGCUAUCAACUCAUGUUUGAGAAGAGUAGUGUGAAGUGUCUAUACACUAUCAACUCAUGUUCAAGUUCUUCUCAAGCUAUAAUAACAGUAAAUAUACUGUAAAUAUAGACUAUGUUACCCGGAUUCAGGAUUCAAAAGUGAACAUCUGUUUAUGUCAAAAACAUUCCAAAUACGAAUGUUUUAAGAAAAAUAAAGGCUUCAGAUAAUAUAUAUAAUGCAAAAUAUUAGAAUUUUGGUUCCA